Molecule: messenger RNA, 927 nt
Organism: Puma concolor (puma)
Lineage: Eukaryota; Metazoa; Chordata; Mammalia; Carnivora; Felidae
Source: RefSeq, a predicted model, not a curated record
AUGUAUGCUGGGCAUGGCCUUUCCUCGGGGAGCCCCUUGUCAGGGUUCAAUGUGGACUCGGUGAAGCUGACCUGGAGACAUCGGUUCCCAGCCUACAUCACCAACUUGGUCUCCAUUGUCUUCGUGAGUGUAGGUUGCCCCGAAGGGCUAGACAUCGCUUGGAGCCUUGAGCCAGGAUGUGCCCUUGAUGACUGCAGCCUGGGGCUUGCGUGGCUCAGGGGCUGCUGGGGUAGACCAUGGAGGACAUGGGCAGCGGGAGCUCAAUGCCAUGGAGACUGGCUCCCUGCCAGCAGAAUGCCGUGGUUCAAGGGCUGGAAAGUGGAGCGUAAGGAGGGGAACGCCAGCGGCGUGUCCCUGCUGGAGGCCCUGGACACCAUCCUGCCCCCUACACGCCCCACAGAUAAGCCCCUGCGCCUGCCACUGCAGGACGUGUACAAGAUCGGCGGCAUUGGCACCGUACCCGUGGGCCGAGUGGAGACGGGCAUCCUUCGGCCGGGCAUGGUGGUGACCUUUGCACCCGUCAACAUCACCACGGAGGUGAAGUCGGUGGAAAUGCACCAUGAGGCCCUGAGCGAGGCCCUGCCUGGUGACAACGUCGGCUUCAAUGUGAAGAACGUGUCGGUCAAGGACAUCCGCCGAGGCAACGUGUGUGGGGACAGCAAGUCCGACCCACCCCAGGAGGCUGCCCAGUUCACCUCCCAGGUUAUCAUCCUGAACCACCCAGGGCAGAUCAGUGCCGGCUACUCACCGGUCAUCGACUGCCACACGGCACACAUCGCCUGCAAGUUUGCCGAGCUGAAGGAGAAGAUUGACCGGCGCUCAGGCAAGAAGCUGGAGGACAACCCUAAAGCCCUGAAGUCCGGUGACGCAGCCAUCGUGGAGAUGGUCCCUGGGAAGCCCAUGUGUGUGGAGAGCUUCUCACAGUAC